AUGACGAAGCAGACGGAAGCGGGCGAGAGCACCAUCAUUACCAGAGACAAGUACUUCAUCGACGACCUUCUGGCCAUUUGUUGGGCGCCCAUCAAGGAUCUGAAGACCGACCAAGUACUCUGGGCCGAGAUCAGCCGCGAUCUGAAUCUGUCCUUGCACUUCUUGUUGACUGGUUCGGCUACUUGGGAAGACGCCGAAUUCCAGGCGUGGAGCAAGCUCCGGCUCCAGGUGCGCCAGGACAUCAUCAAGGCCCACUCUCACCUCUACAAGACCAACCCUGUCGACGAUAGCGCGCUGGCAGGCUACACGUCGGAAGAGAUCGCGCACGUCGCGAUGCAGAAGCUCGCGGAGAAGGACGACUCGACUAAGAAAGAAGAGGCUGCCAGCAAGCCAAUCGCGGACCCCAGGACGCAAGAGGCUGCCAGCUAUGCGCUGCUGCUUGCGGAUCGCGACCUGGUCAUGGGCUUGAUGCUGUUCCUCCAGAACAAUGAUCUGACCGCGCCGACCCGUUACCACUCAGGUUUCCAGAAUAUGAUUCGCGAGGCGUUCGCUAAGGAUUCCUCAACUACGCCGACAGUGUCUUCGUGCGUGGCUGAACUGCAGAAGAUGAUAUCUAUGCGCGUGCCGAACUCCUACAUCGAAUUCGCAGUGCUGGCGCAGAUCGUGAGCGAUCAGGACGGCAUCUCGAUAGACGAAGCAACCAUGGGCAUCUUCAAGGAUAUCGACAUAGUGACCAAGCUGCAACACAUCCGCGCCGAGUACAUGAUGGAGGCCGUCACCGGAGUAAAGAAUCGUUGGCAUGCUAUGAGAGAUAUUCCUGUUGCAGCGUUGGAACCCCACCAGAAAAAAAUCGGGGAUUGCGACAUGGCGAUGGACGGCGAGAAGGCUUGGCCUUCUUUCUGGGAGAAGAUUCUCGACUCUCGCAUUGCGCAGUCUGAGAACGUAGUGAAGGCCAUCGAGGACAUCUCCAACGGUGUUUUGCAACAAGAAAUACUAGAUGCGGUUGCUCAAAUGCCUGAUCCUCCUGGAAAGGGUGGUGAAAAUGAGAAGGACGAGGUCGAGGGCAAGGAUAAGAAGGACGAGCAGAUGGAGCAGAAGGACGAGGUCAAGGACGGCGAGGAAGCGAAGGCGACGGAGUCCAAGGAGUCGGCGACGGAGCCCAAGGAGUCGAAGGCGACGGAGUCCAAGGUGUCGAAGUCGAAGGAGGGCGAGGGGACUGACAUCGAUCCUGAGAUGAAGCUGAGCGAGCUUCGGACCAUGUUCAGGGAGAUUCCUGCAGUACCAUCAGCAGUGGAGGCCUUCAUGAAGUGCUUGGAGGGUCAUCUUUGGCACGCGCUUGCUGGGUCCUGCUCUAAGGAAGGAGAUGCAGUGGAGCAAGGCUUAUCCUUCAUCGUUAGCAAGCGCCACGAUGAUCCCAUUCGCUUGAUGGCCAAGAAAGCUGACCCGUGCAUAACUUUACCUUUCAUAGGUCGUGUGACGAGGCUGCCAUCUAAGGGCGCCCUCCCUCUGUGUAAAGUGUGGGGCCAAGACUUUUUUAUCGAUGGCAGUGGGUUCAACCGCUUUGACAAUGAGGCUUUCAUUCCUGCUUGGAUGGUUCGCGUCGGUGCUGGCAAGAACGUCGUCACCACCAUGGACGUGAGGGUAUUCGAUACAGUCUUCAACUUCAGGCACACGCCGGUGGCCAAGGAGGUUGUCGAGCGAGUGCCCAUCAAGAUCCACUACCUCGCGAUGAAGGAGGCCCUUUUCAACCGGGAGAACGUGGAGCUCAGUCGCCCGCCAAUCGUGGGCGUCGUCACCGCUGGGCAGGCAUCCGAGAUGAACAAGGCCAUGGGGAAGGUCAGAGGCCAGAGGGCCAUGGGCAAGCACAAACUGACUCUGGCAGACCCAGUCUGGAAGGCGCGCAGGCACGCGUUCAAGUGA
Messenger RNA from Prorocentrum cordatum, 1920 nucleotides. The record is from the annotation of a GenBank genome assembly. Lineage: Eukaryota; Dinophyceae; Prorocentrales; Prorocentraceae.